CCCGUUUUCUUUCUCCCACAGCACCACCACCACCACCACCACCACCACGACCACCACCACCACCACCACCACCAUGGACACGCGCAUAGGAUUAGAUUAUAUUGUGGAGAACAAAGAAUACACAAACAAAUUGGCUGCUGCUUUGGACACGCAGAACAUCACUAUCAAAAAACAAGUAUUUGAACUCCUGUCAGCCCUGUGUGUAUAUAACAGUGAUGGCUAUUCUCGAGCAUUGGACGCCCUGGAGCACUACAAGACGCUCAAAUCGGAGAGGUACCGGUUCAAAGUAGUGCUGACGGAGUUGCGCUAUGCCACCACACUCGAGUACCAAACCGCGCUGGUGGCUUUUGUCAACUGUCUGAUAAUAUCUACACAAGGCCUCCACGACCGCAUGAGGCUGAGAAAUGAGUUUAUAGGCCUGAAAAUCUUGGAUGUCUUACAUAAACUCAGGCAGAGCGCUCCGGCAGACAGCGACCUGGCAGUGCAGCUUGAUGUGUUUGAGGAGCAGCGGGAGACAGACGAGGGACAGCUGACGGGGCCCCAUGAUGUUGACCUAUCCUCGCCUCUUGAUGUGUUCUAUGCCAUCUUGCGGCAGGUGGCAGACACACCGCAGGAGGCGCCCUUCCUGGCAGUCCUGCAACACCUGCUGAGCAUUGACCCCCGGGAGGCCGUGAGCGACGUGGUAUGGGACACUGCUGAACGCCUCUUGCACCGCGCCACUCUGCUGGAUGACGCCAGGGAGUCCGCCAAACUGCUGCGCGCACCGUCACACCGCUCCCUCACCAAACUGAAGGGUGACGCCACACGCUGUCUCUGCUCCUGUCACCGCGAAGACCCACGCUCUAGGAAGACUUCACUAGCUGGCGGCGGCUCCCCAUGCUCCCCUCCGCCGCCUCCUGACACCGGCUCCGUCCCAGCGCCACCACCGCCGCCGCCACUGCCACCUGGAGGGCCGCCGCCGCCACCUCCGCCGCCUUUACCUCCAGGAUGCGGCCCGCCACCGCCACCGCCACCACCAGGAGGGCCGCCGCCGCCGCCGCCGCCACCAGGGGGAGGACCGCCGCCGCCGCCGCCACCAGGAGGGCCGCCGCCACCCCCAGGAGCCCGCGCACCGCCCCCGCCCGCCCCGCAGGAGAAGAUCACGCUGCCGCAGAUGGAGACGCCCAAACCAAGGACUAAGAUGAAGACCUUUAACUGGAACAAGAUCCCCAACGCCAAGGUUCUCUCGGAGCAAAACAAUGUAUGGUCAACCUUAGCGCGCCAACAUAAGCACUCUCCAAAAGCUGCACUGGACUGGGCGGAACUGGAGGGGCUGUUCUGUCAAGCAGCCACCCCGAGCCAGCCUGCCGCCAAGGGUAACCGUGAUUCAAUGCGGUCGGAGGACUCGUCUAUGGAAAGGAGGAGGAGGGAGCCAACUGAGAUCAAUCUCCUGGACGGCAAACGUUCGCUAAACAUCAACAUUUUCCUGAAGCAGUUUAGAGUGCCUAACGAGGAGAUAAUGAGCAUGAUAAAAAAUGGAGAACAUUCCGACAUUGGCGCAGAGAAACUUCGGGGCCUUCUGAAGAUUUUGCCAGAAUCGGAUGAAAAGGAGAUGCUGAGGUCGUUUGAGGGGGACAGAACCAAGUUGGGCAACGCUGAAAAGUUUUUAAUCACGCUUAUGGAUGUACCGCAGUACAAGCUGAGAAUUGAGGCUAUGUUGUUAAAAGAGGAAUUUGAAGCCACAAUGGACCAGAUUGAACCCAGUGUCAAUGCUGUUAUCUACGCUGCCAGGGACUUGUUGACAAACCCACACCUUCAUGAGCUGUUGUAUAUGGUUCUUGUAGCUGGUAACUUCCUUAACAGUGGAGGCUAUGCUGGCAACGCUGCAGGAAUGAAGCUAUCAUCACUACAGAAGCUAACGGAUAUACGCGCAAACAAACCUGGAAUGACCUUACUGCAUUACGUGGUCCAGCAAGCAGAGAAGAAAGAUGCUGAACUCCUGAACUUUCCUGAUGAGAUGUCGUGUCUGGAGGAGGCGACGAAGACCACGAUGGAACAGCUGACAAGUGAAAUGAACCAGUUAGACUCUCGCAUAGCCAAGAUCUCGAAGCAGCUGCAGGCACCCUCCACACCUGCUGACAUUGUGCACCAGAUGGGCAACUUUCUGCAGGUGGCAUCAAGUGACCUGGCGUCGCUGAAGGAGGGCGUGGAGGAGGUGGAGAGGGUGCGGGUGGAGGUGGCGGAGUACUUCUGUGAGGAUGCCAGGGCCUUUAAGCUAGAGGAGUGCUUCAGGGUAAUGUUCUCUUUCUGCUCCAGGUUCCGACAAGCUAUAGCAGAGAAUGAAAGGAGGAGAAAGCAAGAGGAACAAGCAGAGAUAAGAAGAAGGACAAGAGAAGAGAAUGCAGUGAAGAGGAGGUCAUCAUCUUCACAGGGUGGACAGCCGCGACCCGGGUCAUUCAGCGGGUCAGAAACUGAGGUCAGCGUGAUGGAGAACCUUCUGUCGGACAUCAGGUCAGGAUUCACUCAGCGGAAAUGUGCUGAGGUAGCGCUGACUAAGAACAAGCGCGGCAAGAAGCUGGAGGUGUGGCAGAACGGGGUGCCCACUUCUGAGGAUGAACUCUCGCACUGCAACUCUCCCAGACUCUCCCGGCGUCGAAUGGGGUCAUUUUCAGGUCCCAUGGUGACUCAAGAUGGCCAAGCUGGUGAUAAUUCUCCAGAUGUCACCCCAAACGGAAGCUUACGAAGAAGAAGAUCAAGAAUUUUGUCAGAGGAAGAUGAUAACAAAUUAAUGGACUAUUUACACACAGCUGGACACGACGGCUCCAGGGAAAGGAAGUCCUGGUCUGGUGUGGCGGAAGGGUAUGGCUCCCUUGAUCGCUCCUUCGGCAGGCGCAUGAGGGGAGGAGGAAGAGCGCGUCCGAACCUUGUUUCAGAGUUUGGGGAGAGAGAGAGGCUGGCUUCUCCCUCCCCCUCCUCUCACUACCCCCCCUUGGAUAAGCCUACCGGCCCCCCUGACCAGAAUAGGCCUAGCAAGAACUGGCGGCAGAAGAUCGAGUCCUGGUUCAAAGAAAACGAGAGAGAGGAGAGACAGUCUGAGAAACUUAAGCAAAGACUCCAGCAGCACCGGAAGUCGCUGGAUUAUGACACGACCCUGGAUGAGAGUGGAGGAGGUGGAGGGGGUGGAGGAGGGGGAGUGGUGGCGCCCCCAUCCCCCCUCUCCACCCUGCCCGAGGACCGCCCCUCUGACACGCCCUCAACUGGCUAUAGACGGGUUUAUGAAGACUGGAGACCCUCUGUUGAAAAGACUGAUGUAUCACGUGUCAUGGAAGCUAUUGAAGAGGCGCAGUCCCCCCUCCCAAAUAAGGAGAAGGAUAAAUCUCCGUGGAGGAAGAGCAAUUUAAAUGUUGCCAACUCGAGCGAGGCAGCCACCACCACCACCACCACCACCACCGCCACCACCCCCACCACCACCUCCACCUUGACCUCCGCCUCCCGUCGACUCAGGAGAUUGAGGUCACGGUCAAACAUCGAGCCGGGUCAAGUUGUUCAGGCUGUACAGGGGUUCAAGGAGGAAGAGGAGGACGCGGAGGAGGACGGAGAGAGCAGCCGCAGGUCCUCCCUCAUCAAGACCCUGGGCCGCACUGACACCAUGGACACACUCAAGCUGUAUAUACGCCAUCCAUCACAGGAGGAUGAUGAUGAGGGGGCGGGGGAGCAGAAGGCGUCAGGCAGGAAGGCACAGGAUGCAGCGGCCUCCAGUGGCAAGGACGCCGCCCCCAGCCGCUCCGAGCAGCUCCUACAGAAGUACAGGGAUUCCGUGGACGUGCCCGCCGACGUGCUGCGCUCCAUUGAGGAGCAGGCGGAGCCCCGGGGGUCCCGCACCGCCCCAGCGGGCCGACGCAGCGAGCGGCGCGGCCCGCAAACGCCCACCACUCCGGGGUCCUCGGUGCGGUCCGCGCUGCAGCAGCGCCUCAGGGACAACCUGCAGCCCCGCCUGGCCGGCGCCAUGCGCUCCCUGGGCCCCGAGGCGGAGGAGGAGGACGCGCCGCGGCCGCCCUCCGUGCCGCAACACCUGCGGCGCUCCUCGCGGGAGGAAGUGGACGGCGGCGGCGGCGGCGGCGACAAGCUGGACAAGAUUGACAUUGACGCGGAGAACAUCGAGACGCCCCCCGCCACGCGCCGCGCCCUGGGCGCCCGCAGCUUCCGCGGCCUGAGCAGCGAGGGGCGCCGCGCCCUGGCGGGUGAGGUGCGUCGGGGGUCUGCGCCCCGCGUGGCGGCAGACAGCUCGGAGGGUGAGGGCGGCGCCAGCGAGGCGGAAGGGCGCGGCACGCAACGCCUGCGCCACCUGGCAUACCUGGCCCGGGACGGCGACAGCGAGACGGAGAGCAUGCUGGCCAAGCAGGGCCGCCGCGCCGCCCCCGCCCCCGCCUCGCCGCCCCCCUCGCCCCCCCUGGACGACAACGACCUGGGCGACGGCCGCUUCGACCGCUUCUCCUCCGUGCGCAAGACACUCAGGCACCGCAGGGAGCCCCAAGCCUCCCAGGAGGGCGCGGCGCCCCCCACGGCGGAGGAGGACAGCGCGGCUAGGCUGCGGCGGUGGCAGCAGCACCUGUCAGAGCAGCAACAACAGCAGCAGCAGCAGCAGCAGCAGCAGCAGCAGCAGGAGGAGGCGGCAGGAGAGGCGGGCCCUGGUGGCAGGGCGCCGGACUCCUGGAGAGACCGUCUGGCUCGCAGGUUUCGCCCCGGGGACAAGUACGAGGUGGCGGCGGCAGCGGCGGCCGGCCAGCCCAGGGCGCCGGCGUCGGAAAAGCUGCCACGCCGCAAUAAGGAGGCCUUGGCGCGGGGCGGCGACACGCGGGGCUCCUUCCGCGGCCUGAGCUCCGCGGCGAUGGGCGGCGGCGGCGGCGGCGGCGGCGGCGGCGGCGGCGGCGGCGGCAGUGACGGGGAGAGGAAGCGGUCGGUGUUCGGGGACGGGGCGCGGGGCGUGGGCAAGCUGUUCUCCCAGACCAGGCGCGGCGCACCGGACACCCCCAAGGUGGCCGUGCCCAGCAGCCCCAGGGCCUCGGGGCGCGGCGAGCCCCGCGGGACGCUCUCCUCGGCGCGGUCUGGCUCCCGCUCAUCCCUGCGCUCCUCCCGCUCCUCCCUCACCUCCGCCGCCUCCGUCAGCACCGUCCGGCCCGCCCGGCCCCCCUCCCGCUCCGCCUCCGCCGGCAGCGUGUCUGGCGUGGGGGGCGCCGCUCCCAGAGGCACGACGAGCGCUUCCCGAGGCCUGGGGCUGCGGGGCCUGAGCGGCGAGGGGCGGGGCGGAGCCGAGGACUACGAGGGCACACAGAGUUCCCCCGCCACGCCCAAGGGGGAGGCUGUGCCCGCCACCUUCCCGGAGCACGGCCGCUCCUCGGGCUCCCUGCAAAGCUCCGGGGGGGCCGCCACCCCCGCCCGCCCCCUGUCCCGAGCUGACUCAGCCCGCUCCACGGGGUCCCUCAGCAAGCAGUCCAGCGAGGGGUCCCUUCGCCAGGGCUCCCUCAGGUCCGCCUCCCGCCCCGGCCCCUCCCCCUCCUCCACGUCCCGCGCCAAGCGCCCUCUCGCCCCGGCACAGGUGCGGCCUCUCACCGCAGACAACCGCGCCCGCCCCACGGGGGGCAGCCGCUCCAGCGCGGGGGGCGGCGGGGCCAAGGUGCGGCGUGGCGACAGCGGCAGCAGCAAGGAGAACCUCAGCCGCUCCUCCUCCGGCAACAGCCGCGCUCCCCCCACCCCCAGCUCCGUCCCCUCCAAGACCGCCGCGCCGCCCCGCCCUGCGGCCACGCAGCGGCGCCCCGCAGGCACCGCCAAGAAGGGUGGCGCCCUCCCCGCCUUCAUGCGGCCCACCACCGCCUCCUCCUCUAAGGGCGGCGCGGACGGGCCGCCCAGGGGGAAGGGGCGCGCCGCCACCACCCCGCCCCGCCCCUCCAUUAAGUAAACCCACAAUGCCCCAUCCCUUCCUCCCCCCUCCCCCUAUCCAUCAAGUAAACACCGCCCCGCCCCGCCCCGCCCCGCCCCGCCUUGUCCAAGUUACCAACACUAACUUGCAGACUAAGGCAGACAAGGUGCUGAUGAUGAUUAUUAUCAUUAUUAUUAUUAUUAUUAUUAUUAUCAUUAUCAUUAUUAUUACUAUUAUUACUACUACCCCUACUACCACUACUACCACCACCACUACCACUACCACUACCACCUCCCCUGGCCCCCCCUAACACAGUCCAGCCGCGCUCCCUCGCUCCCCCUAGACUUAGCAGUGCUGAUGUAAAUAAAUGUUGUUUUUGCCUCACCUCAAUCAAAAAAUAAUCAUGUAAAUAACGCUAUUAUUAUUAUUAUUAUUAUUAUUAUUAUUAUUAUUAUUAUUAUUAUUAUUAUUAUUAUUAUUAUUAUUAUUACCAUUAUUAUUAUUAUUAUUACUUAUCCACUGGCAUUGAAAACCUCACCGGUGCUUUACGACGGAGAAAGGAACGAGAGAAACUUAUUAAACAACACACACACACACACACACACACACACACACACACACACACACACACACACACACACACACACACACACACACACACACACACACACACACACACA
Molecule: messenger RNA, 6576 nt
Organism: Scylla paramamosain (green mud crab)
Lineage: Eukaryota; Metazoa; Arthropoda; Malacostraca; Decapoda; Portunidae
Exons: 25
Coding region: 74-5935 (1953 amino acids)
Biological process (GO): cellular component organization
Molecular function (GO): actin binding
Source: RefSeq, a predicted model, not a curated record